Messenger RNA from Acaulospora morrowiae, 1353 nucleotides. The record is from the annotation of a GenBank genome assembly. Lineage: Eukaryota; Fungi; Glomeromycota; Glomeromycetes; Diversisporales; Acaulosporaceae.
AUGAAACCAUCACCAACCAAGUUUUAUCUUCCAAAUAACGCUUUGCAUCCUAUACGAGCCUUGGAUACCUCGCAAAGGUUAUCAUACAAAGAAAGGCAUACGGCCGCCAUUGCAUCUGAGGGGUCAACUGAAGUUAUCGCUGAUCAUGAAGAACAGGGGAAUAAUAAAUCAAAAGUCGAUAAAAACGGCGCCACCAAGCAAUUGUCCAUAAAUCACCAAUUUUACGUUAAUCCCAUCACAUAUUCACAAACCGCAAAACAACAGAUUCUUACUUGGGCAUCUGUUCGAAGUCUCUUCUCUGAAGGAGUACCUUCAUUAAGGCCGUAUCUGGUAAUCUGCGAGAUACAAAAGAUUGCAUUGGAAGGAACUAAGGAACACCGCUCCGCUGACAAAGUAUUUACAAUAUUUAUGUUGCAAUUCAUUUAUUCUAACUUUUAUAGUAACCGGAGAUUAUUUGAAAAUCUAGCGGAUCACGUGUUAACACAGCAUACACAUGGUCAUCAUCGGUUCAAUGGUCUGCCACUAUUUCUGAUGCUCAAUUCAAUUCCAAAAUUUACGCUCAACAACGGAGUCAAGAUUCCGUCGUUAGGGUUGGGCACCUAUCAGAUACGCAAACCAGAAGCCAUUGACCUUGCCGUUAGAAGCGCCGUCGCUUCUGGUUAUCGACUCAUCGAUUCUGCAAUUGGAUACCGAAAUGAAGACUUAAUAGGAAAGACUGUAAAUGAAUUGAUUCAAGAUAGCUCUUUGGGUCUAACGAGAGAAGAUUUCUUCAUUACAAGCAAGCUCGGUCCGAAAGACCAGGGUUAUGAUAAUUGCCUCAAAGCAUUCUCGGGUUCGAUCAAACGAUUUGGCACGGAUUACCUUGACCUAUUUCUGAUACACUGGCCUGGCACUCAAAAAUUCCAGCCCACGGACCCCCAAAACGCGGAAAGUCGCAAAGGCAGUUGGAAAGCUAUGGAGGAGUUGUACAAAGAGGGAAAAAUUCGGGCCAUCGGAGUCAGCAACUAUACUCUGAAACAUCUCACCGAGUUAUUAUCUUACUGCACCGUGCCGCCGACUGUGAUGCAAUUUGAAUUACAUCCUUUACUAUACCAAAAAGACCUUAUUGAUUUCUGUAAACAGAACAACAUUCAUAUACAAGCUUAUUCAAGUCUGGGAGAAGGAGAGCUGGUCAGCGGAGAAAUCAUCCCUGUGAUUAGUCAAAUUGCCAAAACUCACAAGGUCACCCCCGCUCAGGUAUUAUUGAGAUGGGGGUAUCAACAUGAUGCUAUUUUGAUACCUAAAUCUGUUACACCAGAAAGGAUUAAGGAGAAUGCAAAUAUUUUUCAUUUUGAAUUAUCUCAAGAGGUAUGA